Messenger RNA from Hypanus sabinus (Atlantic stingray), 4287 nucleotides. Its product is annotated as gamma-glutamyl hydrolase-like. NCBI's taxonomy places the organism in Eukaryota, Metazoa, Chordata, Chondrichthyes, Myliobatiformes, Dasyatidae. The record is from RefSeq and is a predicted model, not a curated record. The coding region runs from base 621 to 1574 and encodes 317 amino acids. Gene Ontology annotation, molecular function: gamma-glutamyl-peptidase activity. Gene Ontology annotation, biological process: tetrahydrofolylpolyglutamate metabolic process. The transcript has 9 exons. Gene Ontology annotation, cellular component: vacuole.
GUCCCGGUAUCAUCCCAAGGGCAUUACACAACAGCAUUAAACAAUUAGGGCCACACAGUGAUAUCUGUGUAAAUCUUCAGAAACUUACAAUACUAAAACCACUGGAAUAGUCCGAAAGUUCUGAGCAAUUCACAAAUGAGCGCACCUGGCUAUGCCCGUUCCUCUGGGAUUUACCAACUGGACCUGAGAAACCACAACAAUAAUACUGAGAACGUGAGACGCAAAGUCCAAACGUUGUGUUCCGUGUUGAGGUGAGUGAAGUUCUCCAUGCUGGUUCAGGAGUCUGCUGGUUGAAGGGUAACUUUUCCUGAACCAGGAUGGUGGGGGUCUGUGAUGAUAGAUGCCGCUUUCUUGUGCGGUGAUGGUGGGAGAGGAUUGAAUGGGCUCUUCCGUAUCGUGACCUUUUGACUUUUUGAGCAUGUGAUUGAUUUAAUUCCGCUUUUGACUUUGACUUUGGAUCUCGAGUUCUGGAGGGGUGGUGCCAGAGGCCGGAAGUGCGGAACGGUUGUUCGAACUCCCCUGAGCAAGGAGUCAGUGUGGGCAUGAGGCUGCAGGAAUUCAGCUGUCAUGAAUUAAAAACUUCCUCGGAACAGCUCUGAACUUGUGUCGAUAUUUUCAUAAUGGAUACUCUCCGGCCGCACGCAUUUGUACUGCUGCUGUGCGUCUCCGCGGCUCUUUCGGCUGCCCCCAUCAACCAGCGACCCGUAAUCGGUAUUCUGGCUCAGCAAAUGCCUAAUAAAUUUGCAGACUAUGGCGGUAGCUACAUUGCAGCGUCGUAUGUGAAAUACUUGGAAUCUGCUGGAGCAAGAGUUGUACCCAUUAGCACUAAACUAAGUGAAGCUGAAUACCAGAAACUAUUUUAUUCUCUAAAUGGGGUGCUUUUUCCAGGUGGUGGUGUAAACCUUCGGACAUCACAAUAUGCCAAGAUUGCAUCUUUGUUUUAUGAUCUUGCAAUACAGGCCAAUAAUCAUGGGACCUAUUUCCCAAUCUUGGGGGUUUGCCUUGGAUUUGAAGAGCUGACUGUCCUUACCAGUGGACAAAAUCUUCUGGUUGCUACAAACACCAAGAAUGUGUCUCUUCCUUUGAAAUUCAGCAAAGAUGCAGCAACCAGUCGGAUGUUUAAGAACGUUCCUGAAGAUUUGAUGAAAGCAUUGGCUGUAGAACCUUUAACUGCAAAUUUCCACAUGUGGAGUCUUUCUGUAAAGAAAUUUCAAAUGAAUAAAGAUUUGAAAAACUUCUACAAGAUCUUGACCACUAAUAGAGACAGCCAACAGAUUGAAUUUAUAUCUACAAUGGAAGCACACAACUAUCCUAUUUAUGGAGUUCAGUGGCAUCCAGAGAAAAACCCUUAUGAGUGGAAUCCAAAAAUCAGCAUCCCACAUUCCAGCAAUGCUGUGAAACUAACAUGGUACAUGGCUGACUUUUUUGUUAGUGAAGCUCGGAAGAAUUGGCAUCAUUUUCCUAAUGAAAAAGAAGAGGAGAAGGCUUUGAUCUAUAACUAUGCACCAAUUUAUGCUGGCAACGUCUCCCACUUUGAACAGAUUUAUGUAAUUGAUAAACCCCACUUCACUUAAGAAGUGGGCUUUGGAAAGAAAUCAUCUUUGUGCCAAGAUGUGAAGAACCAUUUGAAAUUGUACGGCUUCCCAACCAUGAGGAACUCAGAAAAUGUCUUUUAAAUGUAUGUAAUCACUUGAUUCUAAUAGUUCUAAUAUAAAAAUGGUUAUGUUAACUUUGUGGCCUAUAGAAAAUAAUGUAUAAUUCUGUGGACGCUGAUACUGUCAGGAUAAAGUUAAUGGAUACUUUGAGAUUUUUUUGCUUUUUGCUCACUUUUCCUGACUAACCUGGAUCAUCCGGUGGGUAAAGCUACAGGUUUGGCUAUAGAAGUUAAUAUUGGCAAAAGCACGUCAUCGCUGCUUCAUUGUACUAUCGGUGCUGGUUUCUGUGUUUCUGAAAUAACAAAAUCCACGAGGAGUACAUUUACUAUCUUGAGGGUGAAGUUCCUCCAAUUCCUACUUUUAGCAAAUCACACUAAAUUUAAAACCAGAUUCUCAAUUUUGUACUUGUAUAGAUUCUAAAAGAAUUUGAACUGAAUAGCAUAUCUGAAUACAAUAGACAGUAGGUGCAGGAGUAGGCCAUUCGGCCCUUCUAGCCAGCACCCCCAUUCACUGUGAUCAUGGCUGAUCUUACACAGUCAGUACCCCGUUCCUGCCCUCUCCCCAUAUCCUUUGACCCCGCUAUCUAUAAGAGCUCUAUCUAACUCUCUCUUGAAUGCAUCCAGAGACUUGGCCUCCACUGCCUUCUGGGGCAGAGCAUUCCACAUAUCCACCACUCACAUUAUGGCUUUCCCAUCCAGAAUGUUUUGACAAAAAAAUAAAUUGAUAUCCUUAGUGUUCCCUAGACAAUGAACAUCAGAAAAUCUCGCAAGUUCAGCCCACAGUUGAUUAGAGAAUCACAUUUAAUACCUACAUGACGGCAUUUUGAUGUGAAUCUCUCCUGUUGAAUUCUGAAAUGCUAAAGAAAACAAUUUAUCCUGUGUCGUCUUUGGGCAAAGGAUAAAUUUUAAAGUUCUAAGUAAAUUUAAUAUCGAAGUACCUGUACUUAUAUGACACCAUAUACAAUCCUGAGGUUCAUUUUCUUCAGAUUCAGAUUCAGAUACAGUUUAUUGUCAUUUAGAAACCACAAAUGCAAUGCAGUUAAAAAAUGAGACAACGUUCCCCCAGAAUGAUAUCACAAAAGUAUAUGACAAAACAGACUACACCAGAAAAUCCACGUAACGUUUGGCAAUCCCCAAUCCAGAGUCUGGAGAUGCUGCUGCGUAUUAAUAUCGCGCUACCGUCUAGCGCGUUCCCCGGAAAGGAGCUCCAAAUCCACCAGACAAACAAGACCAAAAACUAAAGCUACAAGACCUGCACAAAACCACAUAAUUACAACAUAUAGUUACAACAGUGCAAACACUAGCAUAAUUGAUAAAAAAAAAACAGACUAUGGGCACAGUAAAAAUAGUCCAAGAUGUUAAAGGACUAAUUUAUUGCGGGCAUUCACAGUAAAUACAAGGAAUCAUUGAAAGACAGCACCCAGCAGGAGGAAAAAAAACACCAGUUUGUAAAAGACAUCAAAUGAUGCAAAUACAAAAAGAUAAUAAUAAAAUAAGCAAUGAAUAGUGAGAGCAUGAGAUGAAGAGUCCAUAAGUGAGUACCUCGAUUGUGGGGACAGCUCUGUGAUGGAGUGUGAAAUUACCCCCUCUGGUUCAAGAGCCUGAUGGUUCAGGGGUAAUAACUGUUCCUGAACCUGGUGGUGUGGGUGUUGAGCCUCCUGUACCUUUUUCCUGAUAGCAACGAGAAGAGAGCAUGGCCUGGGUGGUGGGAGUCCUUGAUGAUGGAUGCUGCUUUCCUGCGACAGUGCUCCAAGUAGAUAUGCUCUGUGAUGGGGAGGGCUUUACCCGUGAUGGACUGGGCUGUAUGCACUACUUAGUCAUCUUUUAUAGAGGUUUGCAGGUGAAUUAUAUGUAUGCCAAUUCACUAAAAUUCAUUUACUUAAUUAUAAGCUAAACAUACCUUUACCACAAAUCCCAUUUCAAUGCAAAAUGCUAUGACCUUCCACAUUCUUAGUGGGUUGCACGUGCAAAAUGGCUAAAUCUAUCAUUACAUUUUCCAGGCUUCUAUGAAGGCUAAAAUUAACUGAAUUACAUUUGUAAAUUUGAAUUUCUGUUUUUAUUGUAAUCGAAGGGUGUGAGAUUGUUUUGCAAAGGAAGUGUGGAAAGGAGAAACAAAAUCAUACAGCUUCUACAAUUGCCUCCCUGGUCACCUGUCAUACACUUAACCCUAUCAGCCCAAUCUCCAAAGCUUUUGUUCAGGAAGUACUGCAUUGUUUUGUUUUGUUGCGAAACCAGGUAAGGUGAUGUGCAGAAUUUUUUAAUAUAUUGACUGGAAGAAUAGGAUCAGCCCAUGAUUGAAUGGCGGAGCAGACUCGAUGGGCCAAAUGAGCUACUUCUCCUAUAUCUUAUGGUCUUAUUAUCAUAAGCUUAAACAGUUAAAAGGAUACAAAUAAACUUGUAUUCCAGUAUUUGAUGUAAGUUUUUGGUCUUUGUGGAAAGUAAGUGAGUAAAUGUCUUUGCUAAUUGUAUUGUGCAUCAGUAUAAUGAUUUGCUGACUAUCAAAGCACUCUUUAUGCACUGCACAAUACUGCAAAUCUGUUUUCCAGUAAUGCAAGGUGUAAUAAGGCAUUUGGAAAUUGAGUUUGUGUUUUUGAUCUGUGAUAAAGCUCAAUAAAAUUAAACAUUGUAUUUUG